UUGCAUGAGUUGCGCUGCUGCAAGAGGUUGGAGCUCAGUUGUCUGGAAAGGCGAACCGAGCGGCGAGGACGAGCUGCCUGCCUGCGAGACACGAGCCCCCAGUUCCCCCUCCUCCCGAUCGCACCCCUCCAAAAUGGAGCUGCCGGCAGUAGGAGAGCACGUCUUCGCGGUGGAAAGCAUCGAAAAGAAGCGCAUCCGGAAGGGCCGAGUGGAAUACCUCGUCAAAUGGAGAGGCUGGUCUUCCAAAUAUAACACGUGGGAGCCGGAGGAAAAUAUUCUGGAUCCCAGGCUACUGAUCGCCUUUCAAAACAGGGAGAGGCAGGAGCAACUGAUGGGAUACCGCAAACGAGGACCAAAACCAAAGCCUCUGGUAGUUCAGUUGCCAUCCUUUGCACGCCGCUCGAAUGUCCUCACCGGACUUCAGGGCCCUGCCAUGGAAAACAGGCCGAAACUGGACCUUGGUAGCUCUGGCAAAAGCCAGCAACAUCAGUAUGAGCUCAAUAGCAAGAAGCAUCACCAGUACCAGCCAAAUGGCAAGGAGAGCAGCAUAAAGCAUCAGUCCCACAGCAAAGGGAAGUACUACUACCAGCUGAACAGCAAGAAGCAUCACCACUACCAGCCUGAUCCCAAGAUGUACGAGCCCCACUACCAGCCUAGCAGCAAAGAGCCGCAGCAAGGGCAGGCCUGCUUGGACCACAGCAAGAGCACGCUGAUGUCCCACUCGGACAAGUGGUCUCAUGGGUCAGCCAAAAGCUUGCUGAACUCAGUAAAGAACCAAGGUGGUGCUGAAGGAAAGAACGGGGCAGAGAAGAACCUGUCCAGUGGCACAGGGCCACCCCCACCACCUCCCCGCGAUGGCGUGACCAGCAACGGCAUUGGUGGCAAAAUGAAGAUUGUCAAGAAUAAAAACAAGAAUGGCCGCAUCGUGAUUGUCAUGAGCAAGUACAUGGAGAAUGGCAUGCAGGCAGUGAAGAUAAAGUCUGGAGAGCCCCCCAAGAAGCGCAUGGUGGAGGAUAGGACUCCUAAGAAAGGAGUGGAGGAGAGACAGGCAUCGUGGAAAAAGCACGGAGAGGAGAGAUGGUCAGGCAGUGACCCCAAAGGAAAAUCUGGGACUGAAGUCACUCAGGUUGUUCCUGAGCUCGGGACUAGCCCCCCAAAGACUGCAGCGCUGAGUAAAGAGCUGCCCGUUCCUGAGCAGCAACCUCUGCAGCUCACCACCAAGUCAAACCUUGCCCCAUGGACCCUGGAUUCUAGUCAGCAGGAACACAGCUCUGCCACCACGGGGCUGAACCUCUCCUCCAGCUGCUGUGGGUCCCGGAAGCGCUGCCUCUCUGAGCCCCACGGGGACAAGGAAAGUGGCAAGAAGCGCCUGACUUCACGGAGCAUCAGUGCCCCCACCUGCUUGAGCCCUUCGGCCCCAGAGAGACCUCAGCCCCCUGCCCUCCCCACUUCCCAGCCUGAGGUGAUCCUGCUGGACUCGGACUUAGAUGAGCCCAUAGACUUGCGGUGCGUCAAGGCUCGGGCGGAUAGCGAGCUGGGCCUGGUGCAAGUAAAACCAGAAGCUCCCUUGGCACCAGCAGAGAAGCCAGUGCCAGAGCCUCCGAAGCAGGUGGAACAGUUUGAGGGGGAGGCGGAGGAGGAGGAGGAGGAGGAGCCCAUGCAGGAGUUCAAGCCUUUCUUUGGGAAUAUAAUAAUUACAGAUGUGACGGCAAACUGCCUGACUGUGACCUUCAAGGAAUAUGUCAUGGUGUGAGGAGGUUCUGGCACAGGCUCCUGGCGCUCUCCCUUGGCAGCCUGACACAUGACUCCUCCUCUAAGGUAUUGUUCUAUCCAGAGUAACUACAUGGCACUGCAUGUAGGGCAGGUCCUACUGAGACCGGACACCUUCCUGCCCUGGAGGAAGAGAGGGCGGAGUACAGCGCUUCUGCUUCACUAGAGGGUGGCCUUCCAUACUGGUUGGUUCCUAAAGUACCAUCUCUGCCCUCUAGAGCAUCACGUGAUGAGGGUGGCAGCUUCCCAGCUAACUCACGGGAGAGUUACAUAGUAUUAUAUUUUAACAGUGCUAACUUGUUGAGUGGUUCUUGCUCCCGUUUGUAUGUGGUGUUGCUGAACAUGUAUUGUUUGAGCUGAAAGCAGGCCUCCCUGGGUGGGCCGUGCUGAUAUAUUUAUUUGUAGGUAUUUAUAUAAUGAAAUAUAAAAAGCCUAGAUUUAUGGAGUUCCCUAGAUCGCCCUAUAUAUAUAUAAUUAUAUUGAAUACAUAUAUUAUAUAUAUAUAUAUAUAUUAAAAAAACUAUAUCAGAAUAUUUUUUUUUCCUUUUUAAAAGCCACUUCUGGUUUUGUUUUCCUUACCCUUCUUUUUCAUAAAACUGCAGAACCAUCCCUUCCUCUGGUAUAUAUUUUUUGAUACUUUCAACACAUGUCGUUUUCAGUGUGCAAAAAAAAAAAAAAUUAUUAUCUAAAGCUAAACAAGCUAUUAUAGAAAGUGCUGCUACUAGAAAUGUCUAAACUAUAAGCUUCCAAUUAUUAAGAAUUGCUUGAAUGUAAAUAUUAAAUGGAGAUGUUGAAAGUGCAUUUGAUGUUCUGCAGCUAGCCUAGGUCUGGGUUGCAAAGACCAGCUGUAAAAGUGGUGGGGCCUUGGCCACUGAUGGGUACCUGUUGGUCUUCGAGGACUGUAUGGUGGAGGAAGGAAAAUUGUGUGUCAUACAGUCAUUGCAAAGGACUAUAAACCUUUCCAAAAACA
This is a messenger RNA of Hemicordylus capensis (graceful crag lizard), 2740 nucleotides long. It is a transcript of the gene CBX4, whose product is annotated as chromobox 4. NCBI's taxonomy places the organism in Eukaryota, Metazoa, Chordata, Lepidosauria, Squamata, Cordylidae. Gene Ontology annotation, biological process: negative regulation of DNA-templated transcription. Bases 5 to 1753 code for a protein of 582 amino acids. The record is from RefSeq and is a predicted model, not a curated record. The transcript is spliced from 5 exons.